GGGCCCACCAGCUCUGAGCAGAUCAUGAAGACAGGGGCCUUUUUGCUACAGGGUUUCAUCCAGUAUCGAGCUGGGAGGAUGGCCGGGGAUACACCUGAGCUGACCUUGGAGCAGCCACCCCAGGAUCCGACCACCAAGAAGUUGAGCGAGUGCCUCAGGCGAAUUGGAGAUGAGCUGGACAGCAACAUGGAGCUGCAGAGGAUGAUUGCUAAUGUGGAUACUAACUCCCCACGAGAGGUCUUCUUCCGUGUGGCAGCUGACAUGUUUGCUGAUGGCAACUUCAACUGGGGCCGGGUUGUUGCCCUUUUCUACUUUGCUAGCAAACUGGUGCUCAAGGCCCUGUGUACCAAAGUGCCCGAGCUAAUCAGAACCAUCAUGGGCUGGACACUGGACUUCCUCCGAGAGCGGCUGCUUGUCUGGAUCCAAGACCAGGGUGGCUGGGAUGGCCUCCUCUCAUACUUCGGGACCCCCACCUGGCAGACAGUGACUAUCUUUGUGGCUGGAGUCCUCACUGCCUCACUCACGAUCUGGAAGAACAUGGGCUGAGGCCCUGCCCGCCGUCUUGGACUAUUGUCUUUUUUUCAUAAAUUAUGGCAUUUUUCUGGGGAGAAUGGGGACAGGGGACAGGCAUUUUUCUUACUUUUGUAAUUAUUGGGAGGGGUGGGAAUGGUGGCCCUGGGGGAGGGGACAAUAAACCACAGGUCCACUUUA
Molecule: messenger RNA, 711 nt
Organism: Cricetulus griseus (Chinese hamster)
Lineage: Eukaryota; Metazoa; Chordata; Mammalia; Rodentia; Cricetidae
Gene: Bax
Product: BCL2 associated X, apoptosis regulator
Biological process (GO): mitochondrial fusion; positive regulation of apoptotic process; release of cytochrome c from mitochondria
Cellular component (GO): mitochondrial outer membrane
Molecular function (GO): channel activity; protein heterodimerization activity; protein homodimerization activity
Source: RefSeq, marked provisional